GUUUAUUAAAAUUACUCAAGCGAACAAGACGUAACAGAAAACACUUUGUUCCAACCAAAAUUCUAAAUAAAAAAGAGAAAUAGAAAAACAAACAUUCCACACACAAUGACUCCUCCUCCCAUUACAGACGAGCAAUUGAAAAGAUACUACGAUGUUGCCUUGAAACUGGUCAUGAAAUGUGGACAUCUAAUGCGAGAAGGUUUCAACAAAACCGAAUCCAACUUUGAGGUCAAAUCGGCCUUCUACGAUUUGGUUACUGUGUACGACAAACAAAUCGAAGAUAUUCUGAUCAAAGGAUUUCAAGAUGAAUUUCCCGAGUCAAAAGUAAUUGGUGAAGAGGAGUCGGCGGCCAAUAAACGUAUGUCGGAGUUAACAGAUGAUCCAACAUGGAUAAUCGAUCCCAUUGAUGGUACAACGAAUUUCAUUAACAAAAUUCCACAUUGUUGUAUUUCGGUGGGCUUGGCCGUAAAAAAAGAGUUGGUGGUUGGAAUUGUGUAUAAUCCGAUUUUAAAUGAAAUGUUUUCGGCCUGGAAGGGUCAUGGAGCCUAUUUGAAUGGUGAACGCAUUCACGUUAGCAAAGUCACUUCGAUAAAUAAUGCUGUUGUAGCCCUUGAAGUGUCUCUGAUUCAUGCUGCACGAGUCAGAGAUAAAAAUGUUAAACGUCUCGCCAAACUGGCUUCAAAUGCUACAGGAACCCGUGGCAUUGGUUGUGCUGCUUUGACCUUGUGCUAUGUAGCCUGUGGACGUUUUCAGACAUUCCAUGUGGAAGAUUUACAACCAUGGGACAUUGCAGGUGGAGCCGUUAUUUUAACUGAAGCUGGAGGUGUAAUAAAACACACUAAAGGCGGUAUUUUCGACAUUAUGAAACCUGACUUGAUAUGUGCCUGUACGGAGGAACUAUUGAAAGAUGUUCAGCAGCUGAUUGAAGAAGCCGAUCAGAUAACUGAAUAUGAAUUCAAAUAAACUGUAGCUCUGUCGAUAAUAUUGUAAAUAAAUAAAGAAAUCAAAUAUA
Molecule: messenger RNA, 1012 nt
Organism: Musca domestica (house fly)
Lineage: Eukaryota; Metazoa; Arthropoda; Insecta; Diptera; Muscidae
Exons: 3
Coding region: 106-963 (285 amino acids)
Biological process (GO): signal transduction; phosphatidylinositol phosphate biosynthetic process; inositol metabolic process
Molecular function (GO): inositol monophosphate 1-phosphatase activity
Source: RefSeq, a predicted model, not a curated record